CUCUCCUGCAUCAUCUCCUAACUAAAUUUGGCGCACUUGACAGUCUACCGCAAAGCCCGGCCAAAAAAAUACAUUAAAAAAAUAAAAUAUUAACAAGCUGUACAGCCCAGAAAAUGCGUAGAGAAGCAGCGAAUGUUAAUUUUCUGAAACCUUGAAAACUAUUGGCAAUGAUCAGGAUCCAUCUAAUCCGCGUCCGUACAGAAGAUUGCUUGCCCCUUAAACAGAUCGGUGCACCUUCAUUUAAACCUGCGCAGUGAUUUUGCUCGUCUUUAAAUUUCAGUGAUAAAGUGUUGAAUUAAAUGAAAUUUUCUUUUGGCCUGAAAUUGCAUCGGUGGAAGCAACUAUUAAUGAGGCCUGUAGCGUGGAUCUAGACAACGAUGAGCAAAUGUAGGACGAAGUAAGGCUUAUGUUUUUGACUGUGUAACAAUGGCUGCUGCAAAUGGCAUCGCUGAAAAUAGAAUUCAAAUGCAAAACAAUGAGACUCAAUGCAGGCAGUGGGUUUUUGACGAGAGAGAUAAUUUUAUUUCAUGGCUAAGAGGCGAAUUCGCUGCGGCCAAUGCAAUUAUCGACGCUUUGUGUCAGCAUUUGCGGAUCGUGGGCGACUCAGCAGAAUAUGACCAUGUACUCUGUUCUAUCCAGCAAAGGCGCUGCAAUUGGGCGGCUCUUUUGCAUAUGCAACAAUAUUUCUCUGUUGCUGAGGUCUUAAAUGCGUUACAGCAAGUUAGUUGGAGGAAACAGCAAAGCAAUGCGGAUCAUGCUCAAAUUAAGGAUAGGAAUGUGAAAUUGAGGGCCGAAUCUGCAAAGAAGGUAGGGCACAAGGCAUCAUUUGCUCAGAAUGGAGGAUUUCUAAGUAGAACGCCUCAUGCAGAAAAUGCAGCUGAAAAUAAGAAUGCAAACUCUGCAAUGCAGUGGCGAGAAGGUGCAGCAGGAUCAAGCUCUGCAUUGCACCCUGGUGAAGGAAUUCACAACUUGCGAGGAUUUGAUAAAAUGAGCUCCUCUGUCAAGGCUAAAGAACAGGAGAACAGUCAAUGCCAAGUGCAUUCCAGGUCGGGAAGUAGUGGAUCAAAUGCCGGAGAGAAGCAUCAAGGUCCUUACAAUGAGAUAAAAAAGUGUGAUUUUCGGAUCAGUUCAAAACAAGAAGAUCAGCGGCGUUCUAUAAUUACAGUCUCUAAAAAUUUUAUUGGCAAUGAACUGGUUGAUGGAAAGAUGAUCAACAUUGUUGAAGGCUUAGAGUUAUACGAAAACAUCUUUGAUAGUUCAGAGAUUUCGGGCCUUACUUCUUACGUACAAGAACUUAAGCUUGCAGGUCGAAAGAAGCAGCUUCGAGGUCAGACGUUUGUGGUUUCCAAAAGACCCGCGAGAGGCCACGGAAGAGAAAUGAUUCAGUUUGGUGUUCCUAUUAUGAAUGCACCUUUAGAAGGGGAAGUCGCAACUGGAACUCUGAAAGACUUAGUGGAGCCCAUUCCAACAGUUAUGGAAGAUGUCAUCAAUCGUUUAUUUCAAUGGCAACUAAUUCGCGAGAGAAGGCCAGAUUCUUGCAUUAUCAAUUUCUUUAAUGAGGGUGAUCACUCACAGCCGCACAUUUGCCCAUCUUAUUUUGAGCGCCCAUUCUGUAUUUUGACAUUGUUAUCAGAAUGCAGCAUGGUGUUUGGACGUUCAAUAGCAAUGAACCAUCCUGGUGAUUAUAAAGGACCUCUCAAAGUUUCUCUGCAUGCAGGGUCACUAAUGGUUUUGCAAGGAAAUAGUGCAGAUUUAGCAAGGUAUGCAAUCUGUUCUUCUCCACUGCCGAGGGCAACUAUUACCUUUGUUAAAGUGAAACCGAAGAAGGCUGCUACUUUUUCGACCAAACCCAUGAGUAUAUCACUCUCAUUACCCCAAUCAAAUUCAAAUUCACCACAACCAGUGGACCAACGAUCAAGUACAAGUGCUCUUGUCACAGUGCCUAGGGAAGGAAGAGGAGUGAAUCAAACUGCUCUGAAGAAUUUUAACAUGCCUUCCAUCCAUACAUCUGGAGUACUGCCUGUGCCUUCCAUCCAUGCAUCUCAAGUUAAUCCAUGCCUUCCAGCUCCAAGAAUUCAGCCUUUGUUUGCAGGCCCAACUGGACCAGUUGGUGGUUAUCCAUCUAUGGCCGUUGUUCCUACUGCCUGGAUGGCAGUUCCUAGGCACCCACCAAGGAUGGCUACUUCCGGAACAGGAGUAUUUUUUCCAGGCAGUGGUUCAGGAAGCGAUCCUUGCCAGUGUGUAACCUUGCCUCAGGAACAGCAAGUACUUGGUCUUUCCUCUGGGCUACCUAGAAGUGAACCUUCCUCUAAUGGUGCUACUUCUACGGAGCCUUCAGUUGCUUCCAACCAAACCAAACCAGCUAGCAUUUGACAAUUUCAACAGAUAUACAGAGAAAUCGAGUGCAUUGUAACAACCUUUGUCUGGUAAAUUUGACCCAACAGUUCCCAAGAGUGCUUUGAGUAAAAUUACUGUUACAAAGCUCCAAAAAUUAAUUAUAAAGGAAUCCGAAUUCUUAAGGGUAAUCAGUUGAAUAGGACUUCUAGUCUGUCAAAGAUAGCUGCAAACAGAGUAAACACAAAGGGUGUUGCAGGGAGAAGCAGUUAGAUCACAGUCAGGUCACAUGAUGGCCUCAUUCUAAUUGAACUCUGAAUUGAGCUGUAUCUAUUGAGAUCUUUUUCCUUAUUUAGAAGAUGAAUUGCUAAAUUCUUCUUUGUGAGAUAGCUUUUUGGUAAAGAGAAGCUGGAUUCAUCUUCGGGAAAAAGAUUAAGCUAUAGUAAAAUGAAGACAAUAGUCAUUGAGGCAGUGAAAGUCCUGCUUGUAUCCUCAAUUCUUUGAAAUUCUUAGUUGAAACUAUCUAUGGCAAAAUUUGACGAAAACAACAAUAAUCAUUUGUUUACUCUUUCCUUUCUAACUAAUUGAACAUAAUCAAUUCCACUUGGAAACUUUGGAUGCACCGAUUUCUUGCAGGUAGAAAUCUAGAGGUUCAUCAUACGGUUCAUUCUUAAGUCAAUAACUAGCAUUUUGCUAGCUGUAACUCUCUAUCUUGGACAUUCCUAAUUAUCAUAUUUGCAUUAUUGUCCUUGUCUAGAAUCAGGAGAUUGUUUUUAAGUUCAAUAAAUAAAGGAGAUAAUUAUCAUA
This is a messenger RNA of Cryptomeria japonica (Japanese cedar), 3141 nucleotides long. Its product is annotated as RNA demethylase ALKBH10B. The transcript has 7 exons. The record is from RefSeq and is a predicted model, not a curated record. The coding region runs from base 427 to 2373 and encodes 648 amino acids. Gene Ontology annotation, biological process: mRNA catabolic process. Lineage: Eukaryota; Viridiplantae; Streptophyta; Pinopsida; Cupressales; Cupressaceae. Gene Ontology annotation, molecular function: demethylase activity; mRNA binding.